Messenger RNA from Astyanax mexicanus (Mexican tetra), 4443 nucleotides. It is a transcript of the gene flrt3, whose product is annotated as fibronectin leucine rich transmembrane 3. The record is from RefSeq and is a predicted model, not a curated record. The transcript has 3 exons. Gene Ontology annotation, molecular function: protein binding. NCBI's taxonomy places the organism in Eukaryota, Metazoa, Chordata, Actinopteri, Characiformes, Acestrorhamphidae. Bases 1237 to 3186 code for a protein of 649 amino acids.
GGCAGAUGCAACUUCACACUUAUAGUGAGCUCCAGGCAGCCGGGCAGACCUGCAGAAGAAUCCUCUCAAGCCUUUAUCUCCCUCUCUCGCGCUUUCUGCCAAGGAGUGUGUGUGUGUGUGGAAGAGUGUGUGCGCGAGCUGGAGAGUGUGUGUGCGCGUGAAGUGUGUGUGGUGUGUGUGUUCAUGUGCGGAGACAGUAACACACACCGCAGCUCACAUCACCACCACCACUGCUGCUACUGCUGCUGCUUCUACUGAGACUUUCUGAUUUUUUUUGUGGGCUUUUCUGGGUUUUUGGCUCCGGACUUGGAGGCAUAUUGGAACGCCGUGUUGGAUAUACGACCUGUUUAUAUAACGUUACUCCGGGCUGACUCCAUCUCUCUCUCUCUGUUUUUGAGGAUAUUUCAUUUGAGUUUUUUUUUUUCUUUUUCUUUUUUACAUUUUUUUUGUUGCAAACAAUAAAUGAAUCACAGGAGAAAGACACAUGAGAGGGAGUAAGUACGCGGCCGUGUGAGGAGGAUCCCGAGGAGGAGCGCCGGAGACGGCUCAGCGAACCGGAUGCAUUAUUCAUGCCUCAGCCUGGAGUGGAGGAGCACGAUUUGGGGCUAACUGUAAGGCUGGGCUUCAGAACAGAGCCGCCCUGGAUUUGAGCCUGCCUUACUUCGCAGACUGCGAGGGCACUGGGCGGCUGGGCUUCAGAUGCCAUGUCCAGUCUGCCGCAGGACAGACAGGAGCCGUUCCCUUCCCACAGAGGAGUCUUCCACUCGCACAAUAGGGUCUAAUUAGAGGUCACAGCCGCUGCUUCGCAACAUAAAAGGAUUCUCCACGCGUUGGACUUUCCUUCUGUCUCUUUUCCCCCUUUUUUUCUUUUUUUCCCCCCUUUUUAAUAAUACCAAUUCUAUGCCUGUCUUGGACCGCUACGGUUAAGGGUCUUCGUCUCGAACAGGAGUCGUUUCGCUUUUUGCUUCCUAGGUUUAUCUGGUGCAAAGCCUUUGAUGGCAUGACUGUUGGACACUGCGCUACAAACAGGAGGUCAGCAGUACGAGCAAGGAUCAGUCCGACAAAUACCAGUCGGUGAGGAUAUAACCAAAGAGACUCCUCUGACAGCACUGAGAAAAAUUCUGAGACGGCGAGAAGAAAGGGGAGCUUAAAGCAUCAUUGGAUUUCCAGACGCUAGCAGGGGAUUUACUGGCUCUUCUAAAUCAGGGGGGACAAGCAAAGCAGAGGACAUUAACAAUGGCAUGCCAAUACAAGUCCUUCUUCGUCUUCUUCAUCAGAGCCGGGCUUCUCCUGGGCCUCGCCAAUCCACUGGUGACCUCAGCCUCCUGUCCAUCACAGUGCCGCUGUGACGGGACUUUCAUCUACUGCAACGACCGAGAGCUGACUUCCAUCCCUUCAGGAAUCCCGGAGGACGCCACGGUCCUCUUCCUGCAGAACAACCGCAUUAAGAGCGCAGGCAUCCCCACCGAUCUGCGGCGGCUCAACAGCGUGGAGAAAAUCUACCUGUACUGCAACAACCUGGACGAGUUUCCCACCAACCUUCCGCUGAAUGUCAAGGAACUCCACCUGCAGGAGAACAAUAUCAGGACUAUCACUCAUGCUUCUCUGGCACAGAUUCCCUUCAUUGAGGAAUUACACCUGGACGACAACUCUGUGUCAGCCGUCAGCAUCGAGGAGGGGGCAUUCCGGGACAGCAACCAUUUGAGGUUGCUCUUCCUUUCACGCAAUCACUUGAGCACCAUCCCCUCGGGUCUGCCCAUGACCAUCGAGGAGCUUCGCUUCGAUGACAACCGCAUCUCCUCCAUUUCCGAGUUGUCCCUGCAGGAUCUGGUGAACCUGAAACGCCUGGUUCUGGACGGCAACCUCCUGAACAACAGGGGCAUUGGGGAAAUGGCCUUUGUGAAUUUGAUCAACUUGACUGAGCUCUCACUGGUGCGGAACUCCCUCACAUACCCACCUGCCAACUUGCCCGGCAGCAGUCUUGAGAAGUUACAGCUUCAGGACAACCACAUAGACCGGGUGCCAGCAGGUGCCUUUGCUUUCCUGCGACAGCUGUACCGCCUGGAUCUGUCAGGCAACAAAUUGACCAGCCUGCCUAUGGGGGUCUUUGAUGACCUAGAUAACCUGACCCAGCUGCUGCUGCGCAACAACCCAUGGCACUGCAACUGCAGAAUGAAGUGGGUGAGGGACUGGCUGCGCUUGUUGCCAGCUAAGGUUAAUGUGCGGGGCUUCAUGUGCCAAGGCCCUGAUAAGGUCAAAGGAAUGGCCAUCAAGGAUCUAGCUACGGAGCUUUUCGAUUGUUCCGACACGGAGGUCUCGCCUACAUACGAGACCAGCACCGUAUCCAACACACUGCCACCUUCUCGACCUCAGUGGCCGAUAUACGUGACUAAAAGACCAGUGAUUAAAGGUCCAGAUUUUGGUAAGAACUAUCGCAGCACUACACCACUGAGUCGAAAGAUCAUCACGAUAAGCGUCAAAUCCAGUAGUCCGGACGCGGUGCACAUAUCCUGGAGGGUCUCUCAACCCAUGACCGCCUUGCGCCUCAGCUGGUUAAAGCUUGGGCACAGUCCGGCGUUCGGAUCCAUCACAGAGACCAUCGUACAAGGGGACAGAACGGAGUACCUGCUUACAGCCUUGGAGCCAGAGUCCUCCUAUCGGAUAUGCAUGGUCCCUAUGGAGACCAGCAACAUUUACCUUUCGGACGAGACGCCCGUUUGCAUAGAGACGGAAACCGGCUCCUUAAAGGCGUACAACCCCACCACGACCUUGAACCGGGAGCAAGAGAAGGAGCCUUACAAAAAUUCUAGUUUGCCUUUAGCUGCUAUCAUCGGAGGAGCCGUGGCACUUUUGGCCAUGAUCAUGCUGGCGCUGGUGUGCUGGUACGUCCACAGGAAUGGUUCUUUGUUUUCCAGGAAUUGCACGUACAACAAAGGGCGCAGGAGGAAGGAUGACUACGCUGAGGCCGGGACAAAGAAGGACAACUCCAUCUUGGAGAUUAGAGAGGCCUCUUUUCAAAUGAUACCCAUAAAUCACAUGCCCGUGUCCAAGGAAGAGUUUGUGAUACACACAAUUUUCCCUCCUAAUGGUUUAAACCUUUACAAGAGUCCGCACAGUGAAAACAGUCUCAACAACAGAAGCUACAGAGACAGUGGAAUACCAGAUUCAGACCACUCCCAUUCAUGAUAGUGUGUGCGUGUGUGUAGAGAUAUCAAAGACAUUUUAUAAACGAAUGACUGACUUCAGGACUGGCCGGUCUUUUACAAAAAAAACACUGGAUCGAAAAGACUGAGAAAGCAAUGUUCUGUACAUUUGCCAUAUAAUUUAUAUUUAAGGACAGUUUAUUAAAAGAAAAAAGGCUACGAUUGCAGGCCGUCACUGAGCCGUCAGUGUAUGCUGUCAACAACUGCAAUUCUAUAUUUUAGAGGUUUGUAGUAAUUUGUACUGUACAUCCUUUGCUUAAGGUUUCAGACCAAUUAAAAUCUUUGUGCUCUACUGAGAUAUGACUUGUCAACUGUGAAAGUGGGUUUUCAUUGCUGUGUUGAACAAUCAGAUUUUAGAGAACCUUGUAGAAUAAGCACAGGUCAUAAUGUCCAUGACGUGACAGUCCUAAAGUUACGAAGCAGAAACACAGGGCCAGCGGGGAUAAAGGGCACAGAUGAUUUUAGUGGGUUCAAUGGAUAUAGGUGUAGGUGUGCCUCACUCAGAAUUUUCAAAAACUGGGGUGCCAUUUCUGCAGUGUUAUGUCCAGGCAUUAGGCCUUUGCCAUACUUGGACACUAUAAAUCUGUUCCUAGAAGAUUUAGCAUCAUAGCACAGUGUCCAGCCAGCAUGCUGUUCCACAGUUGGGUAAGCUUGUUCCGCACAGGAGCAACAAAGCACACAGAUAAUGAGAGGUUGCUGCUCAGUGACACUGGAGGAGUCGGGCCAACAAGCCAAUCUCGCUUGUUCCAGACCAGUCAAUAGGUUGUAACCACUUACUGUAGGUGAUACUCCUCCUCAGUAGUGAGUAGUGUACCAGUGGUGAGUGUAUCCUCGAAUUGGAGUGAAUAAGCUGGGCUAUAGAACAAGAUGUGGUUCAAAAACACUUAUGGGUUCAUUUCAUUAUUUUUUUUACUUUAUACAAAUGUGUCAACUAUUUUUGUUCAUAUUUUAUAGAUUUAUUAUCUGAACUGAUCUGUACCCACCUCCCCAACACCCCCCUUCCUCAGAGUUCAAGCCACUUUUACAUUGCCACAACUCAACUGAAAGUAAACUAACUGUUCUUUACAACUGAAGACCAAAGUGCACCUACGCCCUUUGGCCAGUCUUGUAUGUGCCUUGAUCCAAUGCUUAUUGUAUUUAGCUUUUUAAAAGAAUAAACCAGUGACUUAACUUUUUUCAUACACACUUGAAUAUGAUAAACUAUUGGUCGUAUUGCAAAAAUAAAAGUGGAUAAAAUCAA